Arabidopsis lyrata subsp. lyrata is the source of this 1319-nucleotide messenger RNA. RefSeq lists its product as uncharacterized. The record is from RefSeq and is a predicted model, not a curated record. The transcript is spliced from 2 exons. NCBI's taxonomy places the organism in Eukaryota, Viridiplantae, Streptophyta, Magnoliopsida, Brassicales, Brassicaceae. The coding region runs from base 30 to 1097 and encodes 355 amino acids.
UCUGUUUUUUUCUUCUUCUUAAUCACUCAAUGGAAACAGAAACUGAAAAUAAAGAACAUCAAUGGAAGCAUUCGAUGUCUUCAAGGUCAUCUUCACGAUCUUCAUCGAUAACAUCUGCUUCUUCGGAUGGCCACUUUGAUAUCCGACACUUUCCUCUUCCUAAGCCAUCAUUGUCUGCUUCUGAGGCACAGAAACUGAGAGAGUCACAUCAGGCUUAUAAUUCAUCUGUUAGCUCUUAUACCAGUUCGUCUUGGUCCUCAAAUCACCAGAACCACCUUGUUGAUUUACCCGGUUACGAUCCAUCCCGAAUUCCAUCUUCAGUUUUCUCUAGUAAACCGGGUAAUUCGACUGAAUGGAGUCUAGCUUCUAAUGAAUCUUUGUUUAGCAUCCACGAUGGGAAUUUUAGCAUUUCAACAGCAUUAAGAUUGGCUGAGAUACCAAAAUUUGAAGAAACUGUUCACGAGAUAACCGAAAUCAACACGGUUCCUCUUCCUCCUCCUUUACCUCCGGGUAAAAAACCAAAUGAAUCUGAGAAAGAGACGAUUUCAGAGGAGGAACCAUACCAGGUGGAGAAUUUAGACUCUGAGAUUGACAAUAAUGAAGAAGGAGAAGAGAAGAUGAGUGAAGUCGAGAGCGACGAUGAACAUGAAGAUAUGAUCGAAGCGGAGGUUUUAGUAGAGAAAGAAGUAAUAGAAACUGUGAAGGAGAAUAAACCAGAAGACUCGAACAGUAUAGUUUCACAUUCCCCGAGCAUUUCUUGUCGUUCGGACACCAGCAAUAACAGCAUUGGUUCUUUCGCAUUCCCACUAUUGCAAAAAGAAGAUGCAGUUAUUAAAACGCCGUCUGUGCAAAUCAAAGGAAACCUUUCCCACAAGCGAAAACCUGAGUAUCAGCUGCCUCAAUCGCGAAUGCUACUGCCACAACAGCAACUGCAACCUUAUUCAGAAUCUAGUAUGCUAACUGAAUCUGAGUCGGAAUCAAUCCAACAAAGGAAGGCAUCGAAAAAAUUCGAAUCUCCAACGCAAUCGCUAAAAGCUUCAAGAACAUGCUGGUUCUCUUGCUUCCAUUGUCCUUCAAAAUGCAGUAUAUUCAAGUAGUUGCGUUUGCGUUUGAAGCUAUUCUUCUUCUUAUGUGUACAUUGUACGGAUGAAAAUAGUUGUAAGCUAAACUAAGAGUGAUGAUCCAAAUCGAGUUCCAGUUUUUAGGAUUGAAACCACAUUUUGGAUCGAUUAAAUUCGGUUACCGAAUGUUGUAAACCGGUUGAUGGGUGAUAUAAUUCUUAUGUCAUGGUGAUGCAUACAUACAUACAAGGACCACAU